GCACUGAGGCGGCGGCUGCGGUGGCGCCAAGGGCGCGCCCUUGCGGCGGGCCGCGCAUGCGCGCGGGGGCAAGUGAGGCGGGAGGGGGCUGAGGCGACGGCGUCGUGUGGGGGAGCGUGGCAGGGGCGGCCGCCGCCGCCUCUUCGCCCCCAACGGGAAGGGGGAAAAAAAGGUUGUAAAUAUGCCCCCGCUGUAAGACUCGCCCGGUUCCCUGGGGAGCACAGGCUGUGCUGUCAAAAGCAUUUGCUGUUAGCCGCGUUUAUGUUCGCGUUUUCUGUCAGCGCGGUUGUGUGGGAAUGCCCCCCCGCCCUCGCCGGGUUAGCAGCAAACCUCUAACGUGAAAAUUAAGUCAAAUGCAAUUCGCGUACCGCAGCGUCUUCAUUACAGAAAGCUACAUGAGGUGUUUGUUUCAGGAUGGUAAGGCAAUGUCUGAUUUACCAGUUCUACUUUACAGGAUAGUAUUUCCAGUGCUAAAAAUACAGCAGCAGUACACAGAAGAGGAAGCUAGGAAAUUAGGAGUGGUUGGCUGGGUUAAAAAUACCAGUAAAGGAACUGUAACGGGCCAAGUUCAGGGCCCAGAAGAUAAAGUAAACGCAAUAAAUCAUGGGGGCAUGGGGAGAAGACGCUGUCUGAAAGGUAUAAUACUGUAUGGAAGUCAGGUCCUCAGCACCAAGCGUUGUACUCUACAAACCUGCUCUUGCUGGUCCCUGCUCCUGGCUAAAAGCCAUUAAGAGGAUUGGAAAACCUUUGAGACUGGCAGCAGUACAGGUCUUAAUAUCAGUUGAAGAGACAACUUUACACACUGAGUCACCACUCCCAGGCAAUGAACCGAACAGGGCCAUUACUCUUACUUUGUAGCUGACCGAUACCAACCCUAUUUAAAAACUUUGCUAACCACCGCUGCUCUGAGAGCUCUUUCUAACCUAUGGGGUGAGUGUAGAGUCAUGUGGACCGUAUUGCCUGGAUUCUGAUGCUAAAAUAGUUAUUGAAUGUAUAUUAUUUUAACAUAAAUUUGUCUCAAAUACCUAUUAAAAGUGGUGAAUGUACAUAAAGUAAUAAUUAAUGAAAAAUAAUUUGCUUUAAAAAAAAUUCUUUUGAUCAGGUGGAAUGAUUUGUAUCCUUUAGCCAGCAUCUAUCGUGGAACAGUUUCAUUAUCUGAAAGAAUUUUGCUGUAAGGGAAGUGUUUUGUAUGCCUUAGCAAACACAGUCUCUUCCAGAAUUCACUGAGGUGUGCUGAAGAGCAGUAAAUAAUAAGUAAUUGCUUGGGUCCUGGAAUUUUCUUUAAAACUGAAUUUACUUUAAAAAAGUAUCAGGAAAGAGUGCAAUUUGAAUGUUACGUAGUAAGAUCAUAAAACAGAGAUUUAGGUGUUCUUUAUCACAUUUUAUACAAAAAUCCUCAGUUUUUAGAGCAUGUUACUUUGGAGCAACCUACAAAGUGAUUUCUGUAGAAGCACAUGAGUGAUUCUGUUUGUGUCCUUAUUUGAAAGUGUACUUAGUUCUUUGUUUCUCUUACUUCCACCUGUGAGCGUAUGGAUCAAAGUGAAGGCUUGUUCAUCUUCACCUGUCGCUUGAUCUUCCAUCAUACACUGGAGAUGUUCUGUGUCAGGUUUUACCAUGAUGUGAGACUUGACUGCACACCCUUUAUUCCUGCCAUCUACAAAGUACCCAGCAACUGAGUAACCUCAUCCGGAGGUUUAAAGUGGUGUCCUCAUUCUCCAUAGACUCUUCUGCCAAUGUUCAUGCAGACUGUGGCCCUUUUGAGCAUAAUGGUGAAGACCGGAGGAUAUGAAUGCUGAUGUUCUGUCUUUAACUGUGCAUAUUUAGGGACACAAUUAUUGUUCAUACUUACUUGCUCUAUCUUUGCUGCAUUUAAUUCUGCUUAAAACAACUUCUUUUCUUUCCUCUGUGCUUUUUGUUGAUGAGUAGUUCUCUAUUCUGUCCUAAGUACCAAUAGUUCAUAAGGAAACAUUGUGCCAGCUGCAUCUUUGAUGCACUAGCAAGGAUCUGGGAUUUUUGACUGUCAGAACUUUCUUGUGGAGCUAAUGGCAAGCAACAUAAGUUAAAAGCUGUGUUCACAGUGCUCAAGCUGCAUGAUGAAGUGUAUAUGUGGCAAGGUAGCCUUGAUUUGUGAGAGUAACAGUAAUAGAGAUGGAGGAAGAACUGGAGGGACAAAAAGAUUUUUCCACAUAUAAAUGAAUUGGAAAGCUACCCAUUAUUCUGAAUUAAGUGCUCUUUGCAUCCCCUUUAGCACCUAUGUCUAUGUUUGGGGCUGGUGCCCAGCCAGAUUUCUAUCAGAAUUGUGUGGCUGUUCUGUUUAAACGUAGCAACUUUGAACUGUUUAUGGUUUGUUAAAACUACAGUCAUGUAACCAUUUUUGUCCCAUAUGCUCAUAGUAAAUAUAAUUGUAUUAAAACUAUACAUAGAGAUCAAGGCCUGAAUUGUUUAUGCAUAGUUUUCUGUUCCGGUAAUUUGUUCUGCUUAGCGUUCUCCCUGUUACUUUUUUUUUUCCCACUGUAUUUUUUCUUAAUCUUGUCAGUAAGUGUUGUGUACAUGUUUAAGGAAAAGAAAAAGUUACUAUUUUCCACCAAGUGCCCUGUUGCUUCAGGGUUUUGUCUGUUUCCUACUUGGUAUUUGCUGGUCAUACCAGUGGUGUAUCAAUUGUAUGUCUGGGAAAAACGCAUUACUUUUUAUCCUAAUAAAAUCAAUGUUCUGCAUUUUGUGAAAGGUAAGAAACUGUCAUCCCUUCAUCCAGUUCUUGGAUGCCAUCCAGCCUUUUGGAUACAUCGGUGCUGUGGUUUUGGAGAGAAUCUGCUCUAGCAAUUUGGAGUGAACUUUCUCUGUCUCCAGACACAGUGAAGGAGCAGCAGAUAGGCCCAGCACUGUAACUCAGGUUUGAAUGUAUGGAGAGGAGUCUUAAGGUUUUUUUCUCUACCAUUAAUUACAAUUUGAUUAGUUGGGCAGGGUUUUUCUGGCUUUGUUUUUAUCAUUUUACUGCUGCUGUAAGAGCAAGGCAAAGCAGUAGAUAGUAAUAUUUAGUUAAAUAUUCUGAAUAUCAACCGUAAUCAUGUUGCUUUUUGUCUGGAUUAAGAAGGGUGUUGCCUCUUCAAGUUCAUACUGGAUUCCUUUGCCCGAGAAGCUAAAUCCAGAUUUCAUAAGCUAUUAUACUUAAUCCUUGAGUUAGUUAUAUUGAGAUAUGCUUACCAGUUGUUUUGGGUAUAUUUGUAAUGGAUCAGGCUCUUGGGUUAAAUUCUUAUAAGUGAAUAUCCUGAAUAGGAAGCUAUUUAAGUGGGUGGUUAGCUUUCAUAGACCUUCACUGAACUGAUUUUUAACAUGUCUUGAAGAUGAAGCACUGUUGGCAGCUGAAAUAAGAAAUGGACCCUUCACUAUUUAUGAAUUUUGGGGCUUUGUCUUCCAGUUUUGGAAAGCUGAGUCAUGAAAAAGGUCCAACAAUUCAAACAAAAAUGGGGUGGAAAUAAUUAUUUUAAAGCUGAAAUGUGGAGUUUUAUCUAUUUUGGGGGAUAAAAAAUUAAGAAAAUGUGGUAGUAUUUUUCUACAUACUGUAUCAGAAUAUAUGGAUAAAUAAGCAAACUUGCAAGAAGGAAUAAAGGUGGUUUCUGUCAUUAAAGCAAAGGAGAAUGAAAGAAUAGAAUUAUUUGUACCAUAGCAGUAAAAAAUCUGUCAAUACUUGAAUUAUGAACAUUAUGAACUCUUGUUUCCAUUGUUUAAGUAAACCAAAAAAUAUGUAGGCAAGACUGCAACAU
This is a messenger RNA of Aquila chrysaetos chrysaetos, 3761 nucleotides long. It is a transcript of the gene ACYP2, whose product is annotated as acylphosphatase 2. Gene Ontology annotation, molecular function: acylphosphatase activity. The record is from RefSeq and is a predicted model, not a curated record. Lineage: Eukaryota; Metazoa; Chordata; Aves; Accipitriformes; Accipitridae. The coding region runs from base 354 to 731 and encodes 125 amino acids. The transcript has 6 exons.